This is a messenger RNA of Acanthochromis polyacanthus (spiny chromis), 8290 nucleotides long. Its product is annotated as WW domain binding protein 1-like. The coding region runs from base 436 to 2001 and encodes 521 amino acids. NCBI's taxonomy places the organism in Eukaryota, Metazoa, Chordata, Actinopteri, Pomacentridae. The transcript is spliced from 6 exons. The record is from RefSeq and is a predicted model, not a curated record.
GUGAGCUGGAGCCCAGAGGAGGCAGCCUCUGUGCGGCUGUUGCUGGGAGCUCCGGCCAAUCAAAGCCACGGCGCCUCCAUGCGGGUAGUGUGGUGGCUGGAGGAGCAUGACAUCACGGCCAGCCCCGGCCCCCUCUGCAAAAAGCACGAGUGAAACAUCUUCAUUUCACUACAGCGAGGGCAGCAGCCGACCGCUCAGCCGUCUGGACCGUGAAACCCGUCCGUGCGUGCACCGAACCUCACCGCGCGUGUGGCCGUGGCGCGUGCAGCGGGGCCUGGGAGGGGCAUCCGUGCGUCCGUUCGGGGGGGAAUGGCGGAUGGGAAGGAUGGCGCGUCUGUGGAGCGGGACACCGGCGACGGGGGUUUAGCGGAAUAACGGCCCUCCCUGUGUGCUGUUUUCACUCGUCUCUGCAUAGCUUGGUAGUCGGUCAUCGCCAUGGAUCCAGAGAAAACGCUGACGUUCUGCCACGGGCUGCAGGCUGAGGAGAUGACUAUGUCCCUGCAGGGGUUGGAUGCAACUGAAGAUGCUACGGUGCCUGUGAAGGAGAUUGACAUGAGUACAAUUAAUAAGGUGGUGAAGGCUCAUGGGAGUUCUGGUAGCCAGCCUGUAGUCAGCUCCAAGUACUGUCCUGGAGUCAACAACAGUCCAGGUUACCUGUGUGAAACAGGACACUGCUGCGGAGAGACAGGCUGCUGUACCUACUAUUAUGAACUCUGGUGGUUCUGGCUGCUGUGGACGGUGCUGAUCCUGUUCAGCUGUUUCUGUGCUUACCGCCACCGCCGGGCCAAGCUGAGAAUCCAGCAGCAGCAGAGACAGAGAGAAAUCAAUCUGAUUGCUUAUAACGGAGCCUGCAACUACCCUUCCUCAAUGCUGGACCUCAGUUUUCUGGCUUCCUUCAAGCUGCCCUCCUAUGAAGAGGUGGCUGCGCAGCCCAGCACGCCUCCGCCGCCUUACAGCUCCGUCUUUGCACUGCAGGGAGCUACCACAGGGGGUCCCAGCUCCUCUUACCUCCAUCACCACCACCACCGUCACCCCUGUCCUCCCUACCUGGGCCCCGGCCCGAGCGGCCUGACCUCCUCCCAGAGCUCUGACAACUACACCAGCUGCUCCUGCGAGUCCUGCUCCCUCACCUCCCCCUCCAGCACCUCCUUCUCCGUGCAGGUAACCGACGAGACGUACGACAGCAGCCGCAUGUCCACGCCCAGCGAAGCGGGAGGCGGCUUUGCCAUCAUGUCAAGAGUUGGGCCCAGCUUCACGCCGACGCCCUCCCCGCCUCCUCCGUCACAAGUUCCACCUGACAUCAUACCCGCGGCCACUCCGGAUGUCAUACCUGUGCAGAGAUGCUCCUCUAAUGGCAGUGAAGGAGUCUCGCCUCCUGCUCCCCCGCUCUCUCUCCCUUUACACUCUCGUCCUUCACACUCUUCACGCCUUCCUCUUUCUCCCCUCGUCCUGCUGUCUUUCAUUCCUCCCGGUCAAGUGCAUCCUCCUGUUUCCUCAGACCCACUCGGAGCCUUGGUCGCCCCGAAAGCUCAAGAGGAGAUCUCACCUCACGAUCCAGCCGCCAGGCCGGCGCCUUCUCCCCCUAAACAUGCUCUGUUCUCCCCAAACGUGGCUGUUUUUGUGCGUUGCAACAGCAAAGAGGAGCAAAAGAAAGAAGAGGAGGAAGAGGAGGAAGAAGACGAGGAGGAAGAGGAUCAUUUCCGGCACAGACGUCUGACAGGCGACUCGGGCAUCGAGGUGUGUCGCUGCCAUGUGAAGAGAGAAGGACGAGAGGAAGAGGAACUGCAGAAAGGCCACUUUAAUAAAGGAGGGAAAGAGAUUUUAAAGGAUGGGAAGAGGGCAGACAUGUUGCAUGACAGCGUGGACUGUUCCCACCGAACCAAGGCCGCCGUGCAGUCGCCUGUCACCGAAAACUGUGCGGAGCAGCGUGACCACGUCUCUUCAUCCUCCAGCAUCAUCCACAAGACGGGCGAGGCCAUCAUCACUGUGAAGUCCUCGUAAGGUGACAGGAAGAGGUGUUGUGGAACGAGGGAGAAGAGAGAUAUUUAUGCUCGACGACUAACUUCUAGAUCAAGACUAGUAGGUGAAAAGUAGAAUCACUGAAGAAAGGUCUUGCAGAGGGACAGGAUGAGUAAAGAAGCGUUUUGGUUUCUCUGUAUUUUAUUUUAAAUGAGAAACCCAAAGCCAACUCCUAAAAGUUUUCUUUUAUUAUUCAUGCUUAUUUAGUAUGUGGUUUGGGAGAAGGCAUAUUUUUUUCUACAAAAUAUGGUUGGCUUAACUGCUUUUUCUUGCUGAGGUCACUAUAACAAAAGUAGAAAUGCCUGACAUGCACUGCACACCAACCAAACCCACUUUUUCUCCACUUAGUAUUCUUUCUCUCUUCUCUGUGUGACGCGACAUCGUUCUCAAAGUAGCAUUUUAGCGCUCAGAAGUAUAAUCCCUCGUAUCAGUGGUUCCCAACCUGCAGGUAGGAACACCUUUAGGGAGUGACGGGAAGAAAAACAUGAUUCAGCUUUGGAAAAUUAAAGGACAAAGUAAUCAGAUUUUCCUCUAAACUGUGCUUUGUUAAGGAAAAUAUAGUUUUAUCUUCUUUAGGCAUUUAGAAAUGGAACAGUCUAUGAGGCAGAUAUCAAUCUUAGGUGGAAAUUUCACAAUUUAUUGACGUAUUUAUUGCAGCUAAAAGGUUGGGAAUCACUGUCUUACUUUACUCCUGUCAUCCUAGGCUGUUAAUAGCAUCUAAAUAACAUGGACAAGACUGUUUUUCAAUAACUAAAGGCUCCUAUUUUCCAAACUAAGCAGCUCCAAAACAAGGGUGUUUUGAUCCUCAUUUAAAUGUAGUUUCUAUCUUUUGAACACUGAAAUAUUGAAAAGUAAUGUUCUCUUUUUGCUUUCACCAGCCUCCUUCCCACUGUUUAUCAGAGGAAAUAAUGAGUAACUAUUUGACUGAUUCAGUGUGUCUCUGUUAAAUGCAUUGUGUCUUAUUUUGCUUCCUUAGUGAAAAAGGGGGUGCAAACGUUGAUUUAAACGUGUUGGUGGCAAAGCUUUACAAUGGUAUUACGGUAAUACGUCGUUUCAUACUGUUCUAUGAAUAUACUGUACAAUUACCUAGACCGUUUGACUUUUAACGUGUUUGGACUUGUUCCUCGUUGCCAUUUUUUUUUUUGCAAGGCAACGUGAAUCUGACUCCUCCGUGGACGGACUGUUGAGUUUUUACAAGGCAGACACUUUAAGCUUAAUCUCGUCAUUGAUUAUGAAUGUACAAAGGUUAUGCAUCGCAACAAAAAAUACACGUAAAACUGUUUACAGAGAAUUUUUAUAGCAUGAUGCUUGACUGAACUGAAGAAACCUCUGGGAAAGUGUCCAAAAACUGCAGCAAGGCAAUACAGUGUGCCAGGUGUGGGCUUUGAGGAGACACUUUAGAUAAGAAGUGCCCGUUGUAAUGUCUGUCUGCGUUGAGUAAUGCUUGUUAAAUAUCGAAGGCGUCAAAGGAUGACGUGAAGGUUGCACAGAACGGAGUCUCGUUAGAAUAUUGCUAAAUGUGUCGUCACUUGGGCUGAUUUUCUCUAAAUGCAUCUGGGUUGGGAUUUAGUUGUGGAUUUAUUUACUUUAGAUUUUUAGUGGAGGGUAAACCUCUUAGGAAGCAUCUUCUCAUUGUCAAGUUGCAAAAUAACUAAAAAUUUGAGAACUGUUAUCUUCCAGUCGCUGUUCGUAUCGGUAGCUUCAAAAAUAUUCAGGAGGAAAACAGCCACAACAAGUGACUAUUGUGAGGCGAAGUCACAUUUUAUUUUGUACUGUACAGCGUCUGUCUCUAAAGGAUGUUCUCUGCCUCUGGGGCCUGGGUGGUUUGACGCUUUGUGCAUCCAAGGAUUGAGUGGAGUUAGCUGGUCCUGGUGACAUGUAGUAGGGGUAGCACACGUGUACUCUCUUGUAAUUAACUGUCAGUACAAAAUGUACUCGAGACUAGAACAAGUUUAGAAAGAGAUCAUCUCUGAUUGCAUUUUUACGUGUUUGUCUUGCUGUAGUUGUGAUGAGACAAACGUCUCUGUAGUUCACUGACUAGAGGCCGCUUUGCUGCGUCCUCACUGCAAAGCUGACUUAAUUGUCUAAUGCCUGAAGGCAAAGCUUUCAACUAAUUUAUAGCUCUGUGGGCAGAAAACUUUCCCACAGUUCGCUCUCUUUGUCAAGGACAAAUAUGUGUUAAUUUGUUCCUUCAUGUGUGAGUGUUGGGAUUGCGAGAAGGUUUGUGUUGCAGUUCGGUUUAGUUCUGAAGGUCAUUUUGCUGUCUGAUCAUCUCUGUUCAAAGCUCUUGUGCAGUGACUCACCGGUCUGUCUCGGAGCGACCUGGUGCCCCGACAGACACAUAUCAGCAUAAAAGCCUUUUGGCAGCUGUACAUUUUUUACGCUGAAGGAUGGACAGUCAUUGUUUUCAUUUUCGUUAGUUCUAGCUACCGUAUGACGGUGAUCUAAGUAUAUGGUGCCUAGAAGAAAGCAAAUUUUCUGUUAGGCUAGUUUACUACUAAUAUGUGAGUGUGCGUGUGUUUUCUUUAAAUUGUGAAUAGUUGUAAAUCAGAUGUUUUCUAACAGUACUUAGCAGUCUCUUUAUGAAAUAUAGACAGUACAUGUGAGACUUGCAAAAAUAGUAUUUAGCAAUAGUAUUCACACUUUUUUCCUUAUUCUAGUUGAUGCUGGUUGAUAGGAAAUAAACUGUUGUGAAAAAAGACAUUUACCUCUUUAUUACUGAUCCAUGAGCUGUGCUGGGCAGAGGCCCUUGAUUGUAUAAACACAGCAUCUGAAAUGCCUUCGGCUUAAGGUUUCUCCCAAGUGCAAACUCAGAUUAUCUGGUUUCACGUUAGCCCCAGUUUGUGUCUUGUGCUUUCCGUUGACAGAAAUAAACAUCGUGUUGAAGACAUUCACGGAUUUGUCAGACACUCUUCUCUACCCUCCAUCUGGAUGAAAACAUACAUCAACUGGAUGGUAUAAAAGAUUUGUAGACCAUUUCCCAAGUUGCAAAUGAAUUCCACAUAAAGAUAACUCAUGCUUGAACCAAUAGCCAAAAAUGUACACUACCAUUCAAAAAUUUGGGGUCAUUUAGAAAUGUCCUUAUUUAUUCAAGAAAGCAUUUUUUUUUUAGUGAAGAUAACAUUAAAUUAAGCAGAAAUACAGUCUACACAUUGUUAAUGUGGCAAAUGAUUCUAGUUGGAAAUCUUUAAUGGAAUAUCGCCAUAGAGGUACAGAGGAACAUUUCCAGCAACCAUCACUCCUGUGUUCUAAUGCUACUUUGUGUUAGCUAAUGGUAUUGAUAGGAUAAUUGAUUAUUAGAAAAUUCUUGUGUUAUUAUCUUAGCACAUGAAUAAAAGUGUGAGUUUUCAUGGAAAACAUGAAAUUGCCUGAGUGACCCCAAACUUUUGAAUGGCAGUGUUCGCAUUAUGAUAUUUUUCUAUGUAUUAUUUUCUCCUGCACUAAGUAAGGCAUAUAUUUGACCGUGGUACAGUGCAACAUCUUAUCUUGAAGAGUCUUAAGGGACUUUGUUAUACAUUUUUUUAUUACUCCACCAAGGAAUGCGCCGGGGUUAUUUGACGAUCGGCAUUGGUCUGUCCGUCUGUCUGUUAGCAACAUAACUCAAAAACGGAUUUGGAUGGAAUUUUCAGGAAAGAUCUGAAAUGUCACAAGGACCAAGUGAUUAGAUUUUGGAAGUGAUGCAGCUUAUAGUCUGGAUCCAAGGAUUUGUUAAAAAUGUCUGUGUCAUUGUGAGAUAGCAGCCCAGCGUCACUGUAACUAUGACAACAAGUGAACACUACAUCAGCUGCCUGCUGACGAUCACAUGAUUGUAAUCCUACUACAAAUCCACAGUUGCAGACUUAUCAGGACUAUCUGUCUGAAAUGAUACAACUGAGCUCAGUACAUAAAAUGUGAAAUAUUCUGACAUACAAUAGAUCAAAAAAGAUUGCUUGUUUUAUUUUGGUGUGUUUCGGUUUGCCUUAUAACUAAAAGUCAAAAUUAGCUGCUCCACUUUUAACAGUGCAGGUACAUGUAUAAUAUACAGAACUUGUUUUGAGAGCAUUUCUUCUCUUCCGUAUGUAAAGAAAGAAAUGAGAAAACCUUGUUCAUGUUGGUUUUCUUCCUUAUUUUUCUAUUUUUGUCCUGUUUGCUGUUGUGUUUAUAAACGUAUGAGUAGAAUUCUGAAUCUGGCCUUUAUGAAUUCUUUAUGAACUCCUUUAAGCUCAUGCGGAUGGAGCCUUCUAACUAAAACUUCAGUUGUUCAGAUAUUUUUCUUAUACAGUAUCAAGUAUUGUUAAUAAGUCAUGUUGAGAGAAGCUUUGAGUUUUCUAAAAGCUCUGUCGUGAAGUUGUUGGUUAUAAAUUUAUCUUAAAGCGACAUUUAGCUCUCAGAUUUUUCAAUAAUAAACCUGUAGAGGCCUGUUCUUUGAGCUACUUUUCGUCCUCUUGGUUUAAUAUUCUUCUUUUUCCGAUUCUCGACUCACACUUUAAACAGUUUAAACUCAAAACUGCAGCAGCUGAUUUAUUUAGCGCUAAUUAGACAUUAAUUGAUUUGAUAGCAGUCAGAGUAUAAUUUCGCAAUCAGCACACACCUAUAAACACAAAUGAUUCUGAUGAAACCACAGGCACAAACUGGGGCUACUUUUCUCCCGACUCUGCUUUCCAAUUGAAGCCAAUCUUGUCUGAGUUCAGUGUACAAAGAGCAUGUUUGAUUUGUUUUGCCUUGUCAGCAGCUAGUAUGUGCACACAAAAUGCCCAAACUCUGCCCUCAUUGCCACUGUAGGCCAAGGCCUGAUAUAAGACUGUUACCUCGCUCGAGUUUUGACUGCAAAGGACUGUUUUACUUCUUCUUCUGAAGAUAGUAUUUACUCUAUAUUUGUACUGAUUUUAUUUUGUAAUGCCGAGAAAUGAAGAAUUAACAAAAGCCCAUGUUGGUACAGCUGAACUACUUUGCCAGGAAAAAAAAACAAAAAUCAUCAAGCCCUGUUGAUUCAGGACUACUCAAGACUGUUUGUCUCCCACUCAAACAAAGCGUUCUCCUUUUUCCUCCUGCGGCUCUGAGACGGCAGGUUGUAUAGCAGUAUCUUUAUGUGACUGUGUGUGGAGUAGUUCAGAUUAAUAUUACUGCAAAAUGUGGUGUACUUUGAGGGUAUCUUUGUGCAAUUCUACCUGCAGCUCUUCAGUGUGUUGUGCGCAUGUGUGAGGGAGUUACUGUCGGCCGUGUUGUUGUGUUGUUGAAAUCAUUGUCGCUUAUUAUGAAGCCAAAGUUGAGUGUUGAUGGUAUUUGUUGACAUAUUUCUCAAUAUGAACACAGACAUUUUUAUGUCGUCAUGAAUAUCGAGUUUGAUUUUGUAUCUUGUAGAGAUUUCUGAUGCAUACUCAGAUGUAAAAUCCAAACAUUGAGAUGUUUUCAUAUUUUUAAAGUCCCUCUCUGGUCGUCACUUAAGCCCCUAAAAACUUGUCUCCGUGUAGCAAAGUUAUAAAUAUUACCAUGAAAACAAUGUUUUUUUCUGUAUUAAAGCAGCUCACAUUUACCUCUCCUCUAGAAUGUACAAAUCCAUAAAGUCUCCAACACUCUCCAUAAACAACUCUCUCUCGAGCACACCAGCUCGCCUACUCUACCAUUAAAAAGUUUGGGGUCACUUUGAAAUGUCCUUAUUCUUGAAUGAAAGGCAGUUUUAUCAAUAAUGAUAACAUUUAAUGAAUCAAAAAUACAGUCUAGACAUUGUUAAUGUGGUAAAGGUCUAUUCUAGCUGGAAAUCUUUAAUGGAAUAUCUCCAUAGGGGUACAGAGGAACAUUUCAGCAACCAUCACUCCUGUGUUCUAAUGCUACAUUGUGUUAGCUAAUGGUGUUGAAAGGCUCAUUGAUGGUGAGAAAACCCUUGUGAAAUUAUGUUAGCACAUGAAUGAAAGUGUGAGUUUUCAUGUAAAACAUGAAAUUGUCCGAGUGACCCCAAACUUUUGAACGGUAGUGUAAGACUGUGGUCCAACUACUCGACUUUACACGGUGACAAGUUGUAAUAGGGAUGGAGUAAUCCAGCCACACAUUUUGAGAUGGAAAGUGAUUCCAAAACUCCAUUUUAACCAGAGAGGGUCUUUAAAUGUGUGUCCAGUUGCAUAUAUCUCGGUGCUUUCUGCAGAAGGUGCAGUUGUAUUUAGGUUUAUUCCGUUUGAGGUUUUUUUCCCCCCAUUUGUUGUCACUGGGAUUCUGCCAUGUUGGACACAUAUCUUCGCUACUUUAUUCAACAAAAAACUUUGGAUUUUGUGUCAAAAUAAAUGUGCUACCAAACACA